This is a messenger RNA of Cajanus cajan (pigeon pea), 1309 nucleotides long. Its product is annotated as 2-oxoglutarate-dependent dioxygenase 19. The record is from RefSeq and is a predicted model, not a curated record. NCBI's taxonomy places the organism in Eukaryota, Viridiplantae, Streptophyta, Magnoliopsida, Fabales, Fabaceae.
CAUCUCAACAUAAAUUAGUUAAGGUAAAUCUCUCUCUUGUUCACUGUAUUAUUGUCAUGGCGGAAACAACAUCAUUUGUUGCCCAACAACACUACCCUUCCGAACCUAAAUUGAAUGUUGCCCCACUUUACUUCAAUGCUUCUUCUCAGGAAGCAGAGGUAGAUCAUCGCCAUGCUUAUCUUUAUUCAGCCUCUGAAGAUGAAAUACCCACAGUUGAUUACUUGCUAUUAUUCUCUGAUGACCCAGUUCAACGGUUUCUUGCCCUUGAAAACCUACGUCAAGCAUGCCAGGAAUAUGGCUUCUUCUAUCUGGUAAACCAUAACAUUCCAGGUGAAGUGUUGGACAGUGUUCUAAAGGGAUUUUCUGGUUUCUGUGAUCCAAAAACAAUAGAUGAGAGAAAGGUUUUCGGAAAAAGUGGCCCAUCGGAUAAAAUUCGAUGGGAUCUAAACUCCUCUGCUGGGGAAAAUAGGGAGUAUCUCAAGGUCGUCGCACAUCCCCAGUUCCAUUCUCCUUCGAAUCCAUCAAGUCUUAGAAAAAAUAUAGAAGAAUAUCACAAAGCCAUGAGGAUGAUGGUAGUAGGACUAGCAAGAGCAGUGUCCAAAACCCUAGGGUUUGAAGAAGACUACAUAGAGAAGGAAUUCAACCUGAAGUCAGGGUUUGAUGUAAUGGCCUUGAACCUUUAUCCACCCAAUUCUAGGUCCAAGGGGGCUAUUGGCAUCCCUGAACACACUGACCCUGGCUUUGUGAUUACACUCGUGCAAGAUGUAGAUGGUGGACUCCAAAUCCUAUCCCACCAAGGAAAGUGGAUUAAUGUUCAUAUUCCUCAUCAUGCCAUACUCAUCCAACUUGGUGAUCAUCUUGAGAUCUUAACCAAUGGAAAGUACAAGAGUCACAUCCAUCGAGUUAUUGUGAAGAAUAACGAGGUGCAAAGGAUAUCUGUUGUCACCCUUCAUGGACCUGCGUUGGACAAAUUUAUAAGCCCGAGCACAGAGUUUGUUGAUAGAGAAAACCAGCAAAAAUACCAAGGAAUGACCUACAAAGAAUCCUUGGAAGCAAAUGGUGGCGAUGAGAUCGAUGUGCAAUCAUCACUUGAAAAGCUUAGACUUGUGUGAUGCUUAAAUUAGGAAAGGAGGAAAAAAGAAAGGUGGAUACGGAUUACCAUGCAGUGAGAAAGAAAAAAAAAUAUUGUUAUGAUGAGUGAUAUACUAUAUGAUUGAAAGAUAGAUAAAAUGAAAUAAUAAACAUUUUAUGUAUGAGAGUAUCCGCCUAUCAUUAUUCAUUAAUAAAUAGGGACUCACUUUCUAACACA